This is a messenger RNA of Rhineura floridana, 1017 nucleotides long. Its product is annotated as 2-oxoglutarate receptor 1-like. Gene Ontology annotation, biological process: G protein-coupled receptor signaling pathway. Gene Ontology annotation, cellular component: plasma membrane. NCBI's taxonomy places the organism in Eukaryota, Metazoa, Chordata, Lepidosauria, Squamata, Rhineuridae. The transcript has a single exon. The record is from RefSeq and is a predicted model, not a curated record. The annotation marks the transcript as partial. Gene Ontology annotation, molecular function: G protein-coupled receptor activity.
UUUUCUUUUUUCCUCAAAGAAUUAAGUAUGACAACGGUGGGUACCAAAUCUGAAGGCAUGGCCAAUUUCUCCUCUUUGCAAAGCCCUAUCAUUGCUUUCAGAAACUGCACUGAUGAAGGUGCCUCAUUUCAGGACAUCUAUAUCCCCCUAAUUUAUAGUGUUCUCUUUCUGGUGUGCUUCCCUGGGAAUAUUAUUGUCAUUUCUGUAUAUAUCUUCAAGAUGAGGCCCUGGAAAACCAGCACUAUCAUUAUGUUGAACUUGGCUGUUACAGACCUGCUGUACAUGUCUUGCCUUCCAUUCUUGAUACAUUACUAUGUCAAUGGAGAAAACUGGGUCUUUGGAGACUUCAUGUGCAAGCUCAUCCGAUACAACUUUUACUUCAACACUUACAGCAGCAUCUUCUUUCUCACCUGCUUCAGCCUCUUCCGCUUUAUUGUGAUUGUCUAUCCAAUGAGCUGCUUUUCCGUUCAGAAACGGAGAUGGGCUGUCGUCACCUCUGCUGCAGUUUGGGUCGUUUCACUGUUGGCCGUCAGCCCGAUGAUGUACCUGAUCACUACAAAACAAAGCUCUAAUCGAUUAAUUUGCCAGGAUCUUACCAGUUCAGAAGACUUGAUCUCUGUAAGGUGGUUUAACUGGCUCCUCACAAUAUUGGCAUUCUUCCUGCCUUUGGGAACCGUGACUCUUUGCUACGUUGUGAUUAUCUACACAUUGGCAAGAGGGCCUCACACUGGCACCACUUUCAAGCAGAAGGCUCGCAAGCUAGCCAUCGUUCUCCUGGCUGUCUUUUAUGUAUGCUUCUUGCCAUUUCACAUCUUUAGAGGGGUUCAUAUUGAGCUAAAGCUCCAUCCUGUGAACUGCAGCGUAAUGAAGCAGGUCCGGGACAUUCUUACUGUGACUAAAUCCUUAGCGUCACUAAAUACCUUUGGCAAUUUAAUCCUUUAUGUGGUGUUGGGCGAUAACUUCCAGCAGGCCAUUCUUUCUAUCUGUAAACUGAUCAUAAAGACAAAUAAGAAAUAG